AUGGCAUCGCCAUUGCUGACUCAGAUGGGUAUCACGAACAUCACAUCUCAACCGGUGGAUUUCUUCGACAACGCAUGCGGCACCGGGGUUUUAACUCAAGAGCUGCAUUCAAUGUUGACCAAUGAGAUCAUCCAGAAGAGCUCUUUUCUGUGCGCGGAUAAGGCUCAGAACAUGGUCGACAUGGUGAAGAAAAGGGUCGCUGACGAAGGUUGGACCAACACAAAAGUUACGAACUUGGAUGCAAUGAACACUUCUCUUCCUGAUGACACUUUCACGCAUAUCGGACUCGGCAUGAGCCUUCACAUGAUACCAGAUCCAGACGCUGUUUUGAAUGACUGCAAGCGCCUUCUCAAGCCAGGAGGCAUACUCGGCGCCACAACCUUCCACCGCAACAAUAUCUUCUGGGUCCCAGACAUGCGCUCCGCCUUCGCCUCAUUUCCCUUCACAGCUCCCUUCCCAGACGAAGUGCCCAUGCAGCUCCAUGCGCAGGGGGUUUGGACAGAUCCCGAGUGGAUCGAGGAGCAUCUCAGAAGUCAAGGCUUUCAGGAUGUCGUGGUGAAGGUUGUCGCCAGGAAGCACCACGUGAAGAACGCCCAGGAUUUCGUUGCCACUUUUGGGGUGAUGCUUGGUUGGUUUUUGGCGUCAUGGUGGGAUGAGGAGACGCGUACAGCGCAUCCUGUGAGUGAAGUACGGGGGUUGGUGGAGAAGCAUUUGGAGGAAAAGUACAAUGGCGAUGGCUGGGACGUUGAGUGGACGUUGAUCGUCUCAACGGGUGUCGUUGACAAGGCUGUGGAGCGUGACGCCUAA
Colletotrichum siamense is the source of this 807-nucleotide messenger RNA. RefSeq names its product Methyltransferase tpcH (gene tpcH-1). Lineage: Eukaryota; Fungi; Ascomycota; Sordariomycetes; Glomerellales; Glomerellaceae. The transcript is spliced from 3 exons. The record is from RefSeq and is a predicted model, not a curated record. Bases 1 to 807 code for a protein of 268 amino acids.